Notechis scutatus (mainland tiger snake) is the source of this 3269-nucleotide messenger RNA. It is a transcript of the gene JOSD1, whose product is annotated as Josephin domain containing 1. Gene Ontology annotation, biological process: protein deubiquitination. NCBI's taxonomy places the organism in Eukaryota, Metazoa, Chordata, Lepidosauria, Squamata, Elapidae. The record is from RefSeq and is a predicted model, not a curated record. Gene Ontology annotation, molecular function: cysteine-type deubiquitinase activity.
GCAGGGCUGCGCAUGCGCCGUCGGGGUAGGUGGCUGUUGGUCCAAGAAGGCUGGGGCUGCUGGAAGGUGAGGAAUACGAGGACAGCCGAGGAAUCUUUGCUUCUCGAAGGUGGAGCGGUUGCUUUUUAUUUUCCUCCUCUAUCUUGGGAAAAGUAGCUUCUUCCCUGUCUUUUGAUUGCUGUGUUUUGGAGGCCAUUUAACUCUUUCCGGAAUGCAAAGAUGCACUUGAUGCUUUCCUUGGGAGCCUGGUGUUGUUUAUGAACAGGAAUAAAAGAGACACUCUUUAUUGGGGAGAGAGGUGGGACGUGGAUCUUGGCUUUACAGUCAUCAGUGACCAAAAGAAAUGGAGGAGAAGGAGCGAUGUGAUCAAUUCAAUCUGACACUCCUAUGCUAAAUACUCUCAAACAAUUUUUCAAGGGGAAAAAAAAUCAGAAGAGAAGAGAACAAUAUACUAAAAGUAAUUUCUUCAAGUUAAGGAAGCAGGCAGGUGAAUGGAAGAAGAAUGGUUCAAAUUUUGAAGUUGCUUUUGCAGCUAUCAAAUAAAGACAAUUGAAAUCCAACUGCAAGUCUACUAUUUGUGCUGAAGUUGUCUAUAAAGAAAAGGUUAGUUCGCUCUUUGUUUCUUUUGAAAAAGAACCUUCAAAAACAUUAUCUCCAAUCUUCACAUCAACGCCACUUUUUGAAAAAUGAGUUGCGUGCCAUGGAAAGGUGACAAAACAAAAUCGGAAUCACCAGAAACGCCACAAGUGAUGCCAGUGCACAUUUAUCAUGAAAAACAACGCAGAGAGUUAUGUGCACUCCAUGCUCUCAAUAAUGUCUUCCAGGACAGCAAUGCCUUUACACGAGACACAUUACAGGACAUUUUCCAGAGGCUAUCUCCCAACACCAUGGUGACACCACACAAGAAAAGUAUGCUGGGGAAUGGAAACUAUGAUGUGAAUGUUAUCAUGGCAGCUCUUCAGACCAAAGGUUAUGAAGCAGUUUGGUGGGAUAAGCGCAGGGAUGUUAAUGUGAUUGCCCUUUCCAAUGUCAUGGGUUUCAUAAUGAAUCUGCCCUCAAGCCUCUGCUGGGGUCCACUGAAACUUCCUCUUAAACGGCAACAUUGGAUCUGUGUCCGGGAAGUGGGAGGAACCUACUAUAACCUUGACUCCAAACUAAAGGUUCCUGAAUGGAUUGGUGGUGAAAGUGAGCUCAGGAAGUUUUUAAGAAACCAGCUUCAAGGAAAGAACUGUGAACUUCUGCUCGUAGUACCUGAGGAGGUAGAAGUACAUCAAAGUUGGAAAGUUGAUGCAUGACCUGCAAAAUAUCUUAUCUUUGCACUACAGUACUGGUCCUUCUCCCUUCCAACUUCUAAUGUCCUGUGAUGUGGAUAAUGAGCACUAUAUUCUCCCCAGGAACUUUCCAUUAUGAAGGUGCAAUAAGGCAGUCACAAGGUACUGUCAGGGCCAAACCAGAUUAUUGAAGACGGACUUAGACAAAGAAGUAGAAGCCAGUUUUGCGUUCUUUCAUUAUAAUGCAUAAUGAAUUAGAAAUGGGGUAUUGGAAUCCUCUCCAUUAAAUUCUGAUUCAUUUUCUUACCCACCACCCUAAAAUACUUUAUAUUGAAUUGUACACUACUGUCUCUAGGAGUCUCUAUAGUUGGAUGGUUUGUCGCUCCUUCAGGAGAGGUUUGAGGCUAGGCAUGUUCCCUUCAUAUCUAUGACUCCCUUCUCUACCAAACUUAAGUUGAAGAAACUUGCAAACGGUAUGGGUCUCUCAGGAAAUUUUAGAUACUCUUAGCAAUGGUAUGGUGCUUGUGGAUUCCCUAUUUAAAUAACAAUUGUGCCAACAGUUAGGGGACAUUGACAUAACGGGACCAUAAUUCAGGAACUCCUAUUGGAGUUUGGGGCUUUUCUUUGUCAUACUUGACUUUUUUUUUUAUUUGAGAAUGAAAGAGUAAAUAAUUUGGGGAGAUAAUUGAUGCUUAAUUUUCAAAAACCUCAAAUAUUUUUGGUUAGGUGGGUCAGGUAUAGCCUUUUUAUUUAUCUUGUUUGUCCUGUAAUUCAGGGAAAUAAUUCACUGAGCAGGGAAUAUAUCAACAGACUUCUUAAGGAUAAAAUCAUGACAUAAAAGGAAAUUAUAGCCAAGUUUUUGUAAGGUAGAACAUUGUUGAAAGGGCAAAUGUUAAUUCUGCAACCUAUUGUCAGGAACAAAUCCAAGGAUUAGAGUUUUGUUCUUAUUUCAGCUGAUAAUAGCUGAGAUUAAAAAGUUUCCAGGGAAGUUUGAUGCGGGUAGAUGAAGACUAUUUAAAGCAGGUAAGCUGAGUUACAUUCUUCCAUUCCACCUGGCAGGAAAUCAUAAUCUCUCUUUCCCUCUAAAUAAAAGAGCUGAAGACUGGCAGGAACCUUAUUAGUUUCCCCUUUCACUUCAUCCAAGUGUGCCUCAUUUAUUGUCAUGGUUUACCCUGUUGCAUUUAAGUGUCAUUUACAUUAGAACUGAUAUAUCAAGAAUGGGACCCAUGUUUCCAGCAUCAUCCUGGUAAAGGAGGGGCAAAAGUAACUCUUGUAAUUGUAAAGAAUGCCUUUUACUUUCUAUUUUGAGUAAAAGCAAGAUAGACACCUUUCAAUUUUGUACUUGAACUGUCCUUUCAAUCAAAUACUUUGAGGAUGACAAUGAAAUCAAGACAAAUCUUGUUUAUUGAUGCCUGGAUAAUUUGUAGCCAUAUUCUGGGAAACUGAAUUGUCUCUUCUCUGCAUGUAACAGUUCAAACAUAAUACUUCUAGUUUAAUAGAAGCUCUCUUUUCUUCUGGACUAUACAUUCCAUUGGUAAAACCAGCUGAUAUUUUUACACAUAUAUUUUUCAUAAGCAGAACAUUAGGCCUGAAGUUCUGCUUCUGACUUGAAGCCAUUUUUUUCAUGAAUUUUAAAAAUAUCAGCAGUAAAGACUAUUCUUUAUGCUGACUAAAACAGCACUUUGGAGAGACCGUUUGCAUGGAAGCCAAUGGACCAGUGCAUUAUAUACAAAUAUCUUUUAAAAAGUAAAGCUAUUUCUUUCCUCUCAGUAUAUUGAUGUCAUUGUUCUGGCCAUAGGGAAAGUGGUGUGAUUCAGCGGCUCAGGAAAAGGGAACAUGUAAUCAUACACACUUCAGAACCAGAAUUAUGACACAAGAGGAGAAUAAUCAGCCCAGUCCAAUUGCUUGGGAAUAGAAAAGCCCAUGAUUGUUUUCUUGCUUGUUUGGUUUUGUUAUAGCUUUGUCUUGGGUUUGUUUACAGAGAUGUAUUUUGUUUAA